This is a messenger RNA of Pseudoliparis swirei, 5196 nucleotides long. Its product is annotated as capping protein, Arp2/3 and myosin-I linker protein 3-like. Gene Ontology annotation, biological process: regulation of Arp2/3 complex-mediated actin nucleation; cell migration. The record is from RefSeq and is a predicted model, not a curated record. The transcript has 39 exons. The coding region runs from base 1 to 4539 and encodes 1512 amino acids. Lineage: Eukaryota; Metazoa; Chordata; Actinopteri; Perciformes; Liparidae. Gene Ontology annotation, cellular component: lamellipodium; plasma membrane.
AUGGCUUCUAAGGAGAUCACUGCCUCUGGUUUCGUGGGCGCGAGCAAAGACAUCACAGAAAGCAUCAGAAAGAUCGUGGAUAAAUCCUCCAUCAAGUUCAUCCACGGGGUCAAGCUCGACACCAAGAGCGGCAAGACGGAGGACAGGAUACUGGUGCUCACAACAUGGCGGCUCUACUUCCUGGCGCCGAAGCUUCCCGCCAAGGUAGAAACCACCUUCAACUUCCUGGAGAUCCGGGCGUUGAACUCGCACCCCGAGCACCAGGUGAUCAUCGACACCGACAAGUCGGGCUACUCGCUGCGGUUCGAGUCCCGCGACCACCUGAACCACGUGGUCGGCCACAUCAACUUCGCCCUGUCUCGGAUAUUCAACAACUCCAUCUUCGCCCCGUCCAUCGGCCGCUCGGACAGCGACCUCUCCGAGGGCAGCAGGAAGUACUCGCCCAGCUCGGAGACGUCGCCGGAGACCCAGCGGGUCUGCGGAGGCUUCUCGGAGACGUACGCCGCUCUGUGCGACUACAAUGGCAUCAGCUGCAAGGAGGAAGUGCAGUGGGACGUGGACACCAUCUACCACUCCCAGGACAGCCGAGAGUUCAACCUGCUGGACUUCAGCCACCUGGAGAGCAGGGAUCUGGCCGUGAUCGUGGCGUCGAUGGCGUACAACACCUGGUUCACGAAGCUGUACUGCAAAGACCUGCGCAUCGGGUCAGAGGUCACCGAGCAGGUGCUGCACACAAUCAGCAAAUCCUCCAGCCUGGAGGAGAUCACUCUGGAGAACGCCGGCUUAAAAUCGGACUUCCCCCAGAAGAUGUCCGCCGCCCUGUCGGAGAACCCUGCGUCCGUCAUCCACUCGCUCAACCUGGCCCACAACUCCCUGGACAACCAGGGUGUGUCCAACCUGAUCCAGCAGAUGUGUCGCCUCAGCAAAGGACUUCGGCUCCUCAACCUCUCCAAGACCUCCCUCACGUCCAAAGGAGUGGUGUCUCUCUCUCAGGCCCUGUGCUCCAGUGAUGAGUACUCUAACUCCCUGCUGCACCUGGACCUGAGCAAGAACCCCGGAGUCCUGUCCGGGGAGGACGCCUCGAACUUGUAUCUGUUCCUGUCCCAGCCUAACUGCCUGGUCCAUUUGGACCUGUCGGGCACCGACUGCUCCGUGGACUCGCUCUUCGGGGCUCUUCUGAGAGGAUGCUGCGCUGAUCUCUCCUUUCUCAAUCUUUCCAAAAACUCCUUCUCCCACAGGAGGGUGAAGGACACGCUGCCGCUGUUCCGCCAGUUCUUCAGCUCGGCCUUCAGCCUCACCCACCUCAGUUUGGCCUCCAUGAAGCUUCCCCCCGACGUCCUGAGGGCUCUCCUAUCAGGGUUGACCUCCAAUCCUCAUAUCAACGACCUUCAUCUGGACAUCAGUGGCUGUGAGCUUCGCUCGGCAGGAGCCUGUGUGAUCCAGGAGCUCCUCCCCAGAGUUUCCUCCAUCGGCACUCUGGACAUGUCGGACAACGGUCUCGAUGCUGACCUGCUCACUGUGCUGCCGGCUCUCUCCAGACACCCCUCCCUCAAACACCUCCACCUGGGCAAGAACUUCAACAUCAAGAGCAGGGUUCUGGAUGAGGUUCUGCAGAAGCUGGUCCAUCUCAUGCAGGAGGAGGACUGUGCCCUGCAGUCCCUGUCCCUGGCCGACUCGCGGCUGCGUUCCAGGGGCACCGUGCUGGUCAACGCCCUGGGCAGCAACACCUGCCUGAGGAAGGUGGACCUGAGCGGCAACAACAUGGACGACAUCGGGGCCAAGAUGCUGAGCAAGGCGCUGCAGAUCAACACCACGCUCAGGAGCGUGACGUGGGAUCGCAACAACACCUCCGCAGCCGGGUUUCUGGAUGUGGCCCGAGCCCUGGAACAUAACUUCACCUUGCAGUACAUGCCUCUUCCCUUAAGUGACAUCAGCCAGGCGUACCGCGUCGCCCCGGAGAGGACGGAGCAGGCGCUGACCAAGAUCCAGCGCUCCCUGGUGAGGAACAACCAGACGCAGCGCUUCUCUCAGCGUCAGGCUCUGCGGCUGCACCAGGGCCUGGUCACCAGCACCGCCGAGCAGGUGAUGGAGCGCCUCUGCGUGCGCGUGCAGCAGCAGGUGUGCGUGUUACGAGGCGCCGGCGAGCUGGAGGAGAUACAAGCCGCCAAACAGGUCCUGAAAGAGGCCAGGAACUCCCGCGCUCUCUACCCGUCGCUGUGCGAGCUGGGUCACGUGCUCUCCGUGGACGGGCCGGUGCGCCAGCGGCUGGACUCUCUGGCCGGGGAACUCGCCAAAGCCGCGGACAAAGAGCUUCAGGUGAUCGUGGACUCCAUGGUGUCGCUGUGCCGCGAGCUCUGCCCGCUGUCGGCCUGCGCGGCGGAGCGGUUGAGCCCGCCGCUGUCGUCGGUCUCCGAGCGCGUCUCCGUGCCGCGCUCCGCCAUCCGGACGGCGCUGAUGGAGCGAGCAGCGCAGGACAUCCACCGGGCCUUAGAGGAAGUGAAGCUGUCGGUGGUCUCCUACCUCACCAACUCCAUCGUGGACCAGAUCCUGCAGGAGCUCUACGCCACCCACAAGACCCUGACUCGGCAGGUGUCUCACCUGAAGCACUGGGACAGGGGGGCAGAUGACGGGACUGGCUGGAGGUUCAACAGACACCGAGACUCUCUGGAGAUCACGGACGAGGAGCUCGGCACCAGCAUCGACACAAUAGCCAUUAAGAAGCGCAGCUCCAGAACCAGACGGAUACGACCUGUCUCCACCCGGCUGAGCCUGUGCGACGACUCCAGCUGCUCGCCGCCGCCCUCCGUGCCGUCGUACCCCUCGCCGCUGUCCCGCUCGGCAUCCUGGGAAGGCCUGUCGGAGCUGCCCACGCUGGGCCUGCCGCUCCAUCACGUGACGAGGGUUCGGCCGAGGCCUCCGCGCCGGCACAAGGGAGGCCACGUCCUGGCUGAGGCGCAUUGCAGUGAAAAUGGAGGAAUAAGUCCUCUUGAUGGCGGCCUCCCAGACUUCUAUACUAAGCGAGUUCUCCCUGACAGCCAGCUCUCCUCGCUGCACAACGCCCACUCGCUGAGGAGGAAGAAGAGGAGGAACAUGCUGGCCAUCUUCGGUUUCCGUAGGAACCGCAACCAGACGCCGUCCAAUCAGGGGCCGGAGCCCGAAGCCGAGGUUUACGGAGACGGGUGUCACUUUGUUGCUCCGGCGACCUCGGGGGCGGCCACGGAGAACGUGUACACGCUGCUGCUGCAGCCGCCGAGGGCCGCCGCCAGAGCCGGGUCUCCCGGGGAAGUGGCCGACGGGAAAGGGAGCGACCAGCCGGGGAAAAACACUCUGGUGCUGAGUCCGCCGCCGCCGGGCGCUCCUCUCUCGGGCGCCGAGGGAAACAAAGACGCCUUCUGCUCUCCCAGAGAGACAUCCGAGGCGGAUGCCGUCUUCGAACACCCGUUGGAAUCGGACCGGUACUGGACGGACGGCAAGCAGAGGACCACGGAGGACAAGCCGCGGCCGGAGGCCCAGACCACAGAGAGGCAACCUGACCGGCACUGGACCGAGAGCCGACACCUGGACCGGCAGUGGACCGUCGACCGGCACACCCAGCGGCAGAUCGACCGGAAGAUAGAGAGACAGUGGAUGGGCGGCCGGCAGAUCGACCGCUCGUGGUCGGAACACCGGCCGGCGGACGCGCCGGCGGACGGCCAGCGGACCGAGGGCCGGCCGGCCGGCAGGAGGACCGAGAGGCAAGUGCAGCCGCUUCUUUUGGCUCAAAGGCCGCUGCCUCCGUACCCGUCGGACAGGACGCCCUCGCCGAAGGAGACGGAUCCCCUGAGGAGCGCAGAAGCGUCGGCGGCUUCGGCGGCGGCUUCGGACCGGCAUCAGCAGGACGCGCAGAGGGAAAGACAACUGAGUCCUGACGCCGGCGGAGGGUUCCCGGAUGGAUGGAGGACCAGCGGAGGAGGACGAGCUGCCCCAGGUGCACCGAAACCGGAUCCCCCGCCGCAAAGCAGCAAACCCAGCAUGUCCCGGCUGAGGCCGAGGCAUCGUCUGGAGAGCUCCGACACUCUGCCGGGGACCCCCGAAGGUAUGGAGGAGGAAGAAGAGGAUGUGGAGAAGGAUCCCGGAAAGACCGAAAAGAAAGAGAGAGAAAAAAGAAGAGACUCGGAGGGUCAUCCUCCUCCGAUUCCAGAAAAGCCAAAGUCGUCCUCGUAUGCGAUUUUCCCAAAAGAAUCGGUCAAUGAGAGGAGCUUGCCUCCUCCUCCGGCGCCGCCUCCAGUUCACAAGCCCGCAUACGGAUUCCCAGACAGAGCUGCGAGUCAAGGUGACGAAGGACUGCGACCUCCGGCUCCGGUGAAACCACAGAGAAACAGAAAGGCCAUGUCUUGUGACGCAGGCACUGACAGGGACAGCCCUAAUAACGUUGAGAAGCCCCCAAAUCGCAAACCCCCCGAGAAAAAACCUAGACUACCCCAAAACAGAAAUAAGUCACUGGACUUGUCUGGUACACACGGCCUCGACUCGGCCUCCGAUCACAGCGAACUGGUGUGAUGCCCAACGCUGUUCGCUUCAUUUCAACGAGGACACGAAGAAGAAGAAGAAGAAGAAGAAGAAGAAGAAGAAGAAGUCAGAUGGAGGCCAUAAUGCAUUAAUCACACGCUUCUUCUGAAACGCUCACUUUUCUUAAAGGGCCAGUACCGACGUUCUGAAGUGUGUUUGUGUGAGCUUCUUCUUCUCCUGCAGUAAAACAAGCGGUAGAAACUCACACCAACAGUCUUCUCAACAUCACAGCUGACCCUCCGCUGUCUCGUUCCUCCUCUUCACACCUCUUCGUCUUUGCUUUCACAUGAAAAGCUCUCUUUGUAGCGACAGUAUUUUCGACAGUAUUUGCUAAAGCCAGACGGCCAUUUUGUCUUUUCGUGUCGGAGAAUCGUGGCUUUUGCUCGACAGGAAGAACAACUAAUGUUUAUUCUUUCUUAGAAUGUGAUUUCUAAAACAUAUCUGCGAUAGCAUUUCUUAACCGCCGAUACGGUCCAUUGUGUGCGUCCGACUCUCGGAAGCGAGUCACUUCUUAUCAGAGGAAACUUGAUGCUUUUUAUCUAGUUUUGCUUUCAGGAAACUGAAAGGGUAUUAUAUAUUUUAUAGAGAAAAAUAAAUAUUAUGUAUGAGCACCCCUCGCUGUAUGAAUAAAACACUAAAGGAAAACUA